Messenger RNA from Rhagoletis pomonella (apple maggot), 351 nucleotides. RefSeq lists its product as uncharacterized. The transcript is spliced from 4 exons. The record is from RefSeq and is a predicted model, not a curated record. The coding region runs from base 1 to 351 and encodes 116 amino acids. NCBI's taxonomy places the organism in Eukaryota, Metazoa, Arthropoda, Insecta, Diptera, Tephritidae.
AUGCCGACGAGCACUCCAGCAAGCGAUAUGAAUUUCGCCAUCAAAUUCUCUUGCACACACGCAUCCGAGGGAACAAUAUAUGAUUCUAGUACUGCUGUUACCACCAGCGAAAGCUCAAUCACCGACUCUACCAAAGACGAGGGAACAAAAUAUGAUUCUAGUACUGCUGUUACCACCAGCAUAAGCCCAGUUACCGAUUCUACCACAGAAUAUGAGAUGAAUCAAAGAAGAUACUAUGACGAAGCUAACAGACGUUUGGAGGCGAAUAUUCAAAGCUUGCUCAACCAGACUGGCUUAUCUGAAGUUAAACGAACUGAUCUCAGUGAUGUAGUUAUUAGCUUUGCUAUAUAG